AUGAAAACUACCAACAAACCAUGCAUGUUAAAUAUGAAAGAAAAAGCGAAUGUAAAAAAGGAUAACCUCUCAUCAGCCUCAAAUUCAAGCCUUCCCAGCCGGCUCACGAAGCUUCGCUCAUUGGCACUCGAAACGCGCGAUGCCCUCGACCGAAUCGACAACUCGCUGACUGCUCGACAUCUCGGAUUGCCGUCCGAUCGCCACUCUCUUGCGACAUCCUCGGCUUCGUCCCGAUCGCGACUCGCCAGCAGUCUCGACGCGCCACAGCUGCAGCCAGCGCAGCAACUCACGCCCGUCGGCUAA
Molecule: messenger RNA, 303 nt
Organism: Gongylonema pulchrum
Lineage: Eukaryota; Metazoa; Nematoda; Chromadorea; Rhabditida; Gongylonematidae
Source: the annotation of a GenBank genome assembly